Molecule: messenger RNA, 2049 nt
Organism: Rhizophagus irregularis DAOM 181602=DAOM 197198
Lineage: Eukaryota; Fungi; Glomeromycota; Glomeromycetes; Glomerales; Glomeraceae
Source: RefSeq, a predicted model, not a curated record
AAAAAAAAUUUUUUUCUCGAUUUUUUUUUCGGUUCGAUAAUUUAGAUAAUUUAUUAACAAUGACUUCUAAACCUGUUCGUAUUGGUUGUUAUAGUGCGUUUUGGGGUGACUCUGUUUCUGCAGCGUCACAAUUAGUUAAAAAGGAGAAAGAAAAAUUGGAUUAUUUAGUCGCUGAUUAUCUAGCCGAGGUAACAAUGGGAAUUUUGGCCCGUCGUAGAAAUUCCAAAGAAAAAUCAAAAUUAGGAGGAGCAGGAGAAGGAGGAUAUGUUGCAGAAUUUGUUACGUUUGUUAUUAAACGACUCUUACCUGAUUUAAUUAAAUAUAAUAUUAAAGUUGUUACAAAUGCAGGAGGAUUGGAUCCUUUAGCAUGUAAACAAGCAGUAGAAAAGGCAAUUAAAGAAAGUGGAAUAGAAGUUAGAAAAUUAACUGUAGCAGCAAUUACAGGUGAUGAUAUAUUAAAUCAAAUUGAAGAACUUACGCAAAAAGGAGACAUUUAUGAUUUUACACAUAUAAUUGGAAAUGAAAAAGAUUCAGAAAAUUUUCCAGAUGAAGAAAAACAAAUAGUUUCACUUAAUGCAUAUCUUGGAGCUAUACCAAUUGCAAAAGCACUUGAUUCCGGUGCAAAUAUUGUAAUUACAGGUAGAUGUGUAGAUAGUGCGUUAGUAGUUGGACCUUUAAUUCAUGAAUUUAAAUGGGAUCCACAUAAUGAUUGGGAUAAACUUGCAUCAGGGUCAUUAGCUGGACAUAUUAUUGAAUGUGGAUGUCAAGCUACAGGAGGAAAUUUUACUGACUGGGAAGAAAGCGCAUUUUCUGAUAAUGAUGGAUGGAUAAAUAUUGGUUAUCCUAUUGUUGAAUGUUUAGAAAAUGGGAAUUUUUUUGUCACAAAACCGAAAGGGACUGGAGGUAUAGUUACCACUGCUACUGUAGGAGAACAAAUGCUUUAUGAAGUUUUGGAUCCUGGAUCAUAUAUUUUACCUGAUGUUGUAUUGGAUUUAAGGAAUGUUAAAUUGGUACAAAUUGAAAAGGAUAAAGUUUUGGUUACAGGGGCUAAAGGGAGACCUCCAACUGAAUAUUUAAAAGUUUCUGGUAUUUAUUUGGAUGGUUAUAAAAUGACUGGUUCAUUACUUAUUGGAGGAAUCGAUGCUUGGAAGAAAGCAUCAACUGUAGGAUUUUCGAUUAUUAUGAAAACUCAUUUAAUGUUAAAACAACUCGGAAUGAAUACUUUUCGUGAUGUAAAUAUUGAACCGUUAGGAGCUGAACAUACAUAUGGACCUCAUGCAAGAGCUCAUGAUACAAGAGAAGUUAUUUUAAAUAUUACAGUUCAUCAUGAUGAUCCGCAGGCUUUAAUAAUUUUUGGAAUGGAACUUGCUCCAGCUGCCACUUGUAUGGCUCCCGGAAUUACAGGUGGUGCUGGAUCGGGGAGACCUCAUCCUUCACCGUGUCUUGUACAUUUUUCAUACCUUGUUUCAAAGAAUGUUGUUCCUGCUUAUUUAGUAGUUGGAAAUGAUGAAAUGGUACCUGUAUAUUUUGAGGGACCUACAAAUAAUAAUAGUGACAUAGCGCCUCCAUUACCCGAAAAUUCCGAUGAUGAAUUUGAAAGUGAUGUCAGUAAAAUUGGUGGUACUAUAAAGGUUCCUUUAAUAAGAUUAGCAUGGGGAAGAAGCGGUGAUAAAGGAAAUACUAGUAAUAUUGGUAUUAUAGCGAGAGAAGCAAAAUAUUAUCCUCUUCUAAAAAAGACGUUGACCGAAAAGGCCGUUAAGGAUUAUAUGGCACAUUUAUGUGAAGGUACGGUGAAAAGAUAUGAAUUACCGGGUUGUAAUGGAUUAAAUUUUGUGUUAACUAAGAGUCUAGGCGGAGGAGGAUUGAGUUCUUUAAAUAUUGAUAAACAAGGAAAAACUUUUGCUCAAAUGCUACUUAGCUUUGGAGUUAAUGUUCCUUCAAAUUGGUUUUCUAAGCUUUAGAAUUAAUUUAUUUAAAAUAUCGUGUUAUUAUUGUACAUAAUAAAUUUAUUUAAAUUAUUUCUAUUAUUAUUUUUAAAACAAUUAUUAU